AACUGGAGUAAUAACAUUUCUUGUUAUGCUUACUAUUUUUAUAAUGACUUAAAUAGUAAGUAGGAGUAAUCAAGAGCAGUUGCCUUGUAAACAGCGAGUAAGGGCGCGUGGGAUUUGAUUCGUCGCUUGUGGUGUCUCCUCCUCCAUCGUAGAAAAGAUUUUAAAAAGGAGGAGGAAGCAUAAUAAUAAUCUUUUCUUCUUCUUUCUUCUUCUUCUUCUUCUUAGAUUGAUUGAUACCAACUCUUAAUCUACAUCUGAUCUUCAUUUCUACUUCCAAGAGCAAUCUGGGUUCUGUAUUGAAGGUGGAGAGGGGAUUCAUUAGAGCUAGUGAGAAAAAACUGACUCUUUUGAAGAAGGAUGAGGAUUUUGUGCGAUGCGUGCGAGAACGCAGCUGCUAUCGUCUUCUGCGCCGCGGACGAAGCUGCCCUUUGCCGCGCCUGUGAUGAAAAAGUUCAUAUGUGCAAUAAGCUAGCUAGUCGGCAUGUACGUGUAGGUUUAGCCGAACCAAGCAAUGCCCCUUGCUGCGAUAUUUGCGAAAAUGCACCUGCCUUCUUUUACUGUGAGAUAGAUGGUAGUUCGCUUUGUCUACAAUGUGACAUGGUAGUACAUGUUGGUGGCAAGAGAACACACGGGCGCUUUCUUCUGCUCAGACAGAGAAUCGAGUUUCCAGGGGACAAGCCUAAACAAAACAAUACGAGAGACAAUUUGCAAAACCAAAGAGUCUCUGCAACUGCAAACGGUGAAGCUAAUGGCAAGCCUGACGACGAAAUGAUUGAUCUCAACGCUAACCCUCAGAGAGUACAUGAGCCAUCAUCAAAUAACCAUGUAACUAUUCAAUCUAUUUCUCUAUAUAUAUUAUUAUGUAUAAUCAAUCAUUUUUUGUGUUGUGAAAUUGUUUUUGUUUCUCAAAUGAGCAGGGUAUCGAUGUAAAUAACACGAACAAUCACGAGACUCCAGGUGUUGUACCCUUCAAACGAGAGCCUGAGAAGUGAUCAGGGUCUGGUGUAAGCCAUGUUUUAUUGUUGAAGAAAGAAGAAAGGCUUUGUUGUCUUUGUUUGUGCAUUAUCUUAGUUUAAAAGGAUAGAGCUCACAUGAAUGUAUAAGCUAACAUACCUGAAAUUCUGAACAAUUUUAUUUAUUUUCUGUUUCUUUCCAAUUUUUUUUUUUAUAAAAAUCCUUUGGAAAAGAAAAAUAUGUUCACAAACCCUCCAGAGAGUAUACAGAACUUAGGCCAGGAAAAGAAUAAAGCCC
Molecule: messenger RNA, 1251 nt
Organism: Eruca vesicaria subsp. sativa (arugula)
Lineage: Eukaryota; Viridiplantae; Streptophyta; Magnoliopsida; Brassicales; Brassicaceae
Source: the annotation of a GenBank genome assembly